GGCUGUGGAUUCCCGUCCUAGAGCCCUGCCUGUCCUCCCACCACCCGGAACCCGGCUGCCCCCCGGGAACCACUGAGUGCCCUGAGCUCACCGAAUGGACUUCUGAGGAAGAAGCUGGAAUAGCAGGCCCCGGAGUCAGCAUGCCGCGUGGCUGGGCCGCCCCUCUGCUCCUGCUGGUGCUCCAGGGCGCCUGGGGUUGCUCAGACCUUGUCUGCUACACCGAUUACUUCCGGACGGUCACCUGCUUCCUGGAGACGUGGUCCCUCCACCCCAGCAUGCUCACCCUCACCUGGGAAGACCCCUACGGAGAAUUGGAGGAUGAGGUCACCUCUUGCAGCCUUCACCCGUCCACGCACAAUGCCACUCACGCAAAAUACACGUGCCACAUGGAUGUGUUCCGCUUCAUGGCCGACGACAUUUUCAGUGUCAACAUGACAGACCAGUCUGGCAACCGCUCCCAGGAGUGUGGCAGCUUUGUCCUGGCCGAGAGCAUCAAGCUGUCGCCUCCUUUCAACGUGACUGUGACCUUCUCGGGACAUUAUAACAUCUCCUGGAGCUCCAAUUAUGAUUCGUACCCACUCAAGGGCAAACUGCAGUAUGAGCUGCAGUACAGGAAGCGGGGAGACCCCUGGACGCAGCGUCCGGGGAGAAAGCUGAUCUCCGUGGACGUAAGGAGUGUCUCCCUGCUGCCCUUGGAGUUCCACAAAGGCUCCAGCUAUGAGCUGCAGGUGCGGGCGGGGCCCCAGCCCAGCUCCUCCUUCCAGGGGGCCUGGAGCGAGUGGAGUGACCCGGUCCUCUUUCACACCCAGCCAGAAGAGCUGAAGGGAAGCUGGCACACGGACCUGCUCUAUCUCUUCCUGGUCUUCACGCUCCCCAUCCUUGUCUACUUAGGACUGAAGAUCCGCCUGCCUUGGAGGCUGUGGAAGGUGUGGGUGCAGGUGCCCAGCCCAGAGCCAUUCUUCCAGCACCUGUAUGUGAGCCACAGCGGGAACUUCAAGAAAUGGGUGGGCACGCCCUUCACUGCCUCCAGCCUGGACCUGGGCCCCUGGAGCCCAGGGGUGCCCUCGCCCUUGGAGAUGUACAACUGCGGCCCCCCGCUGAGUGCAGCCCAGGGGCUGGAGACCACGCUGCUGCCCGCGCCGGCGGAUCUGGUGGAAACCGACGGCGCCCCUGCGCCUGAGCCCGAGCCGGGCUCCUGGGGCCCUGCCCCCUGCGCUGGCAGUGCGGGCAGCUCAGCUUACAGCCAGGAGGGGGACCGGCCCUAUGGCCUGGUGUCCAUCGACACGGUGACCGUGGUGGGUGCAGAGGAGCCGUGCGCCUGGCCCUGUACCUGUGGGGAAGAUGGCUACCCAGCCCUGAACCUGGACGCUGGCCUGGAGCCUGGCCCGGGCACCGAGGACCCGCUCUUGGGCCCCGGGGCCACCGUCCUGUCCUGCGGCUGUGUUGCAGCUGGAGGCCCUGCCGGGCUGGGGGGCCCCCUGGGCAGCCUCCUCGACAAACUGAUGCUGCCCCUUGAAGAUGAGGCGGGUUGGGCGCCAGGGCCGCCUUGGGGUGGUGGGCCACCCAGAGGGGUGUCUGACAGCGAGGCGGGCUCACCCCCCGCCGGCCUGGACAUGGACACGUUUGACAGCGGCUUCGCAGGCUCUGACUGCGGCAGCCCCGUGGAGUGUGACUUCACCAGCUCCAGGGACGAAGGGCCCCCCAGGAGCUACCUCCGCCAGUGGGUGGUCAUGGCCCCUCCGCCUGCAGGGCCGGGGCCCCAGGCCAGCUAGUGAGGCUGGCGGCUGUUCAGAACUGGCCGUGCCCCGGGGCGGCGAGGCAUGGUCGCCUGGGCCGUGGUGGGAAGAGGCCUGCAGCCUUUCGGUCUCCCGGGGCCCUGAGCCUGGAGGUGAUGCUGUGUGUGUGGCUCGGGGGGCGCACGGUGUGAGCAGCACGCACGUGUGUGCGCCCGGCGGCAGGCUCCCUCCCUGCAGGGCACAUGGGCUGGCCCCUGGGUCACAUUCGAGAAUCUGGUCCGAGCUGCCCACAGGCCUCCUGGGACCAGGACACUGCCUGUGACAGACACCAAGCCCCGCCCCCGGGUCCUGCCCCUCCAGGAGCCACACGAAGGCCAGACUGUUCCUUAUCGGUGGGAAGACCUGGGGACAGGGUGAGGCCUCCUGGCUGUGCCACCUCGAGGGGUUGCUCCCCGCUCUGGGCUGGGAUUUCCCAUCUGGACAAUGUGGAUGGCAUGGCUGACCUUGGGGAGAAACCAGUGCAGUCACCCACCUAGUGUGCAGCCCAGAGCAGACCCUCAAUAAACGUCAGCUCCCUUCCUUCUGAGGUGGGACCAAGGCUUGUGCUGAAGGUGGGUGGGGGCGA
Messenger RNA from Eptesicus fuscus (big brown bat), 2361 nucleotides. It is a transcript of the gene IL21R, whose product is annotated as interleukin 21 receptor. The coding region runs from base 141 to 1772 and encodes 543 amino acids. Gene Ontology annotation, molecular function: cytokine receptor activity; protein binding. Gene Ontology annotation, biological process: immunoglobulin mediated immune response; cytokine-mediated signaling pathway. Gene Ontology annotation, cellular component: external side of plasma membrane; membrane. The record is from RefSeq and is a predicted model, not a curated record. Lineage: Eukaryota; Metazoa; Chordata; Mammalia; Chiroptera; Vespertilionidae. The transcript has 9 exons.